AUGGUUCAAAAAAUCCCCUCCUUUUUAUAGUUUCUCUCUCCGUAUACCCAAACCCUCUUUUUCUCUCUCUAUAUUUAGUCUCGCUUUGUUGGCGGCUGAAAAACUCUCUCUCUCUAACCCGUUGUCUCCGCUCUCUCUUCUAGGGUUUCUUUCUCUCUCCUCCCAUAAACCCUUGCAAAAUCUUCAGUGUUUCCCUACUCCUCCUCCUUUUGAGGGAUCUAUCUUUUUGUUAUGGCUGCUGGUGCUCCUCCUGUUGAUCAAGCUGCAGGCUUGCUGCAGAAUUUGUCAUUGGAUUCUCAGAAUAAGAAUCUUGAAAUUGCAGAGCCAAAAAAGAAGCCUUCUGUUGACUCAAAAAACGUGGGAAAUGGACAGAACCAGCCUAUGAAUCGGUCUGUGACCCCUGUGUUGCCGGAAUUCAUAGAUCCAAAUUUUUGCUAUCUUCCUAAUGGUUAUCCCUCUACUGCAGCAUACUAUUAUGGAUAUGAUGCUUCUGGUAAUGAGUGGGAGGACUAUUCAAGAUAUUUGAAUCUGGAUGGGGUUGAGAUGCCCGGAGUUUAUGGGGACAACGGGUCGCUUAUCUAUCAUCAUGGCUAUGGUUAUGCACCCUACAGUCCAUAUUCACCUGCUACUUCCCCUGCCCCAACUUUGGGGCAUGAUGGCCAGCUCUAUGGAUCACAGCAAUACCACUAUCCGUAUUUCCAGCCCCUCCCUCCAACCAGUAAUUCAUACUCUACUCCAGUUGCCCUGCCAAAAGGUGAGAUCGCCACCUCUGCUGCUGCUGCUGCUGACCAAGCAUCAAUGUCUGUUGAUUCUGCUAAUGGAAAUUCUAAUGGCAUUGCCAAUGGUGGUGUAAAGGGAAAUGCUGGGCCUACGCCUGUGAGGCCUGCGUUCCAGAACCCAUCCGUAAAUGCUAAUGGUUCUUAUGGGCGGGGUGCCUUGCCUGGAGGAGCUGCUUCAGGUUAUCAGGACCCUAGAUUAGGUUUUGAUGGUGUGCGAUCUCCCAUUCCAUGGAUAGAUGGAUCAAUGUUCACUGACGGGCAAGCUAGGCCGGUGUCGAGCAAUUCUUUUACACCAUCUUUUUCAAAUGGCAGUGCUGUUCCAUCAUCAAAAAAUCAGAAUGUUCAUCCGCAUCUAAUGGGCUUCCACCACCCAAGGCCCUCGUCUGGCAUGAACACAACAAAUGGGUAUAUGAAUAGGAUGUACCCCAAUAAGCUGUAUGGGGGGCGUUAUGGUAACACAUUCGGUACUGGCAUGGGCUUUGGAUCCAAUGGAUAUGAUACUCGCACUACAGGUCGUGGGUGGAUGACGGUUGACAACAGGUUCAAACCCAGGGGUAGAGGAAAUAGUUUCUAUGGUUACAGCAACGAGAACAUGGAUGGUUUAAAUGAGCUCAACAGGGGACCUAGAGGUAAAGGUUCCAAGAAUCAAAAGGGUUUUACACCAGUCGCCCUGGCAGUCAAGGGCCAGAACAUUCCGCUCACUGUAACCAAUGAUGCCGAGAAAGAUAAAUCGAGCCUGAUUCCUGACAGAGAACAAUACAACUGUCCGGAUUUUCCAGUGGCAUAUACUGAUGCCAAGUUUUUUAUAAUCAAGUCUUACAGUGAGGAUGAUGUGCACAAAAGCAUUAAAUAUAAUGUUUGGGCUAGCACACCAAAUGGUAACAAGAAGCUUGAUUCUGCUUACCAGGAGGCUCAACAAAAGUCUGGAGGUUGCCCAGUUUUUCUUUUCUUCUCGGUAAAUACAAGUGGUCAGUUUGUUGGUGUUGCAGAGAUGGUAGGACCAGUUGAUUUCAACAAGAGUGUGGAGUAUUGGCAGCAAGACAAAUGGAUCGGCUGUUUUCCUGUCAAGUGGCACAUUGUGAAGGAUGUACCAAACAGCUUGUUGAAACACAUCACGCUGGAGAACAACGAGAACAAGCCUGUUACCAACAGUAGAGAUACGCAGGAGGUUAAAAUGGAGCAGGGCCUACAUGUGAUUAAGAUAUUUAAGGAUCAUAUUAGCAAACAGUGCAUCCUUGAUGAUUUUGAGUUCUAUGAGGAUCGUCAGAAGAGAAUCCAGGAAAAGAAGGCCAAGCAGCAGCUAUUCCAGAAGCAGUCGCAGGCAUGGGAAGGCAAAGCUACUGAAGAGAAGAAAGAAAAUGCAAAGUUGGAACUUAAGUCCCAGAAACCUUCAGAAGUUCCCGCUGGUUUGAACAAGGAAAGUUUACCCGCUGCUCCAACUAAUGGGGAGGUCAAGCUUACAGAAAAUGGAUCAGUUACAAAGGGAGAUGAUGUGAAGGGUGCUAAACCAUUCACUGUAGCAGAAAAGAAACCUGUAGCUAAAGGGAUAGCAAAUGGAGUUGCUAAUGGAUGCUAGCUUCACCUAAUGAAGGGGGAGGUCUGUGGUUGAAGCGGCCCUAAAUUGGAGCUUGUUGACUACAUGAUUUGCACGCGAGUGCUUGGUUAGAUCUCAUAACCAUUGGACUGCCCCGUUUGUCCUAGCUGCAUUUGGAGUUGGUUCUUGCAUUAAGAAAUCCCCGGAGAUAAAUCAAUGGCAAGGCUAGUUCAAUCUGUUUCUGAGUUCAGGAAGUAUGGAAGCUCAAUUUUUCCUCAGGUUUUAGCUUCUGACAGGUUUCAUACCUAAGGGGUUUGGGUUUUAGGAUAAUUUUUUUUUUAAAUUUUGUUUUCGUCUUGUGGCUUAUUUUGGUCAAUUUUCCCUGUUUUUAAAAAGUUAUUUGGGUUUUAAAGGGUGGGGUUCUUGUUAUUAUUAGUUUGGCUCCCAAUCCUGUCUUGUAAAUCUAGAUCAAUCUGUUGCGGCAGUUCAGCAUUGCUUUUUUGUACUAAUGAAAGAGCUAGAAGCGAGGUUGGGAAUGCAUUGCAAUAUAGUUAAUUCAAGAAGCAUUUGGCAGCGAUUUUUCCAAA
This is a messenger RNA of Nicotiana attenuata, 2900 nucleotides long. RefSeq lists its product as uncharacterized. Gene Ontology annotation, cellular component: cytoplasm. The record is from RefSeq and is a predicted model, not a curated record. Gene Ontology annotation, biological process: mRNA destabilization. NCBI's taxonomy places the organism in Eukaryota, Viridiplantae, Streptophyta, Magnoliopsida, Solanales, Solanaceae. The coding region runs from base 232 to 2355 and encodes 707 amino acids. The transcript has 9 exons. Gene Ontology annotation, molecular function: mRNA binding.